CCCAAAUGCGAUAACAAUAAGCAACCAAAAAGAUUUUUGAAAAAGAUCCACCUUACACUACCGCCGAAUUCAUCUAUUUUACAUCUUCACGAUACCGAAUCCUUAUACUUCCUAUCCCACGACGACAAUACCGAACCUAAUUAAAGGUCCCUAAAACGUGUCGCAAUGGUUCAACUCACCGAGGUCGUUGACGAGCACUUCCAGGAAGGACAAGUUGGUCCCGAGGAUGACGAUGAUUUCACAGAUACUGACUCCGAAAUCUCCAACGACUCUGACUACGACCCCACCAACGAGAGUCUUGCCGAGCGACUCUAUGCGCUCCGAGAUAUAAUUCCCCCUCACACGCGCACUUCAAUCAACAACAAAGUCACAGCAACUACAAAUGCUAUCUCCAGUGUUCUAUCAUUCAGCGGCAAGACUCUAUGGGUACUGAGCACUUCAGCGCUGCUUCUAGGUGUCCCGUGGGCUCUCGCUUGGGCUGAGGAACAGCAGGUUAUGGAGAUGGAGAAGGAGAUGAAGAUGAGGGAGAUGGGUGGAGAGCUUCUUGCCGGUGGUGCUGGUGCUGAUCCCCUCGCGCUACCCGGUGGUCCCGCAUCGGAAGCCAAACCUGCCUUGUAGAAUAUAUCUAUAUCGAAAUCACCCGAGUCUUGCAUCAUAUCAAUUCCAUAAUGGCAUAUUGUAUGUCCAUCUAUGCCACACGCUACGCC
Messenger RNA from Hypoxylon trugodes, 707 nucleotides. RefSeq names its product mitochondrial import translocase, subunit Tom22. The transcript has 3 exons. The record is from RefSeq and is a predicted model, not a curated record. Bases 166 to 618 code for a protein of 150 amino acids. Gene Ontology annotation, biological process: intracellular protein transport. Lineage: Eukaryota; Fungi; Ascomycota; Sordariomycetes; Xylariales; Hypoxylaceae. Gene Ontology annotation, cellular component: mitochondrial outer membrane.